This is a messenger RNA of Odocoileus virginianus texanus, 7013 nucleotides long. NCBI's taxonomy places the organism in Eukaryota, Metazoa, Chordata, Mammalia, Artiodactyla, Cervidae. The record is from RefSeq and is a predicted model, not a curated record.
AUGAUCGCGUGGGAGGGUGGGCUGUGCAGGGAGCCUGGAGGGCUGCUGGGCACUGACUGCAGCGCGGCCUUCUGGGAAUCGGGCCUGGAGCAGGGGGCACACGUCCAGACGCCUUCCGGGCCGGCAGCAGGCUGGAGCUGUGGACUUCUUGGAAGUGCACCUCCGGACUUCGGCCAGGAAGAGGCGUCUGGUGCCCCUGAGGAAAUCCCCACUGCCCUGGUGAGCAAGCGGGGGUCCCGGGCCGCCUUCAAAACAGGAAGCGCCCGUUCCGGGAACACCAGCCGCAGGGAGCUUUGCCGGCUGCUCCUGGCGCCUCCGGUGCGGCGGCCCGAGCGUGGCUUCUGGAAGUGGAGGGAGCUGCCGCCUGGAGUCCCAGCCCCUCCUGUGACACCGUACAACCUGGGCUCUCGAGAGGGGCUCACUCUGCCAGCCGCCCAGAGGGCUCCUGGGGCUGGCNACCCGGGUCGCCCGCCCCCGGGCCUGGGGGCAGCACCAGCGGGCGCCCGAGCCCCCGGCCCCUUGCGUCCCUGGACUGGCGGGUGGCCCAGCCCCACGUCUGGGGGCCUCCCGGGCGUCCUGUUCCCCCGCGCGGGCUCGCCGGCCCGCCGAGCCAGACCCGACUGUGCGCUGGUCGGGCCUGUGCUCCGGGCGGGCCUGCGGAAUCUUCCCGCUCCUCCCCAGCCUGAUUGGUCUCCGCGCGGCCCGGUCACCCUGGCUGCCCCGCCCUCCGCCUCCUCUUGGGCCACCUCCGCCCCCUUCCCGGGUCCCUGCUGUCUCCCCCGCGACGUCGUCCCGUCGGCCUGUGGGUGGCUCCUCUCCCAGCAGCUCGUCAGGAGCCCGGGGGGUACGGGGGCAAUGGCGCUGCAGCUCUGGGCCCUGACCCUCCUGGGCCUGGCGGGCACGAGUGUGAGCCUGCGGCCCCGCAAGCUAGACUUCUUCCGCAGCGAGACGGAACUGAACCACCUGGUGGUGGACGAGGCAUCAGGCAUGGUGUACGUGGGGGCAGUGAACAUGCUCUACCAGCUGAGUGCCGACCUGCAGCUGGAGCAGCGGGCGGCCACGGGCCCGGCCCUGGACAACAAGAAGUGCACGCCUCCAAUCGAGGUGAGCCAGUGCCACGAGGCCGUGCUGACCGACAACGUCAACCAGCUGCUGCUGCUGGAUCCUCCCCGGAGCCGCCUGGUGGAGUGCGGCAGCCUCUUCAAGGGCAUCUGCGCCCUACGCGCCCUGGGCAACAUUUCCACGCGCCUCUUCUACGAGGAUGGCAGUGGCGAGAAGUCCUUUGUGGCCAGCAAUGACGAGAGCGUGGCCACCGUGGGGCUGGUCAGCGCUGCGGGCCCCGGCAACGAGUGCCUGCUGUUUGUGGGCAAGGGCAAUGGGCCGCACGACAACGGGGUCAUCGUGAGCACCCGCCUGCUGGACCGGACCGAGGGCCGGGAGGCUUUUGAGGCCUACACAGACCAUGCCACCUACAAGGCCGGCUACAUGUCCUCCAACACACAGCAGUUCGUGGCCGCCUUCGAGGACGGCCCCUACGUCUUCUUCGUCUUCAACCAGCAGGACAAGCACCCAGCCCGGAACCGCACCCUGCUGGCACGCAUGUGCAAGCAGGACCCCUUCUACUACUCCUACCUGGAGGUGGACCUGAGCUGCCGGGACCCCGGCGACGCCCAGGCCCCCCCCUUCGGCACCUGCCUGGCGGCCUCGGUGGACCGGCCGGGCUCCAACAGGGUGCUCUACGCCGUCUUCAGCAGGGAUGGCCGGGGCAGCGGGGGGCCCCGGACCGGCCUCUGCCUGUUCCCGCUGGACGAGGUCCACCGCAAGAUGGAGGCCAACCGCGACGCCUGCUACACAGGUGCGCGCGAGGUGGCCCGUGACAUCUUCUACAAGCCCUUCCACGGCGACAUCCAGUGUGGUGGCCAUGUGUCGGGUGCCAGCGAGAGUUUCCUGUGUGGCUCGGAGCACUUGCCCUACCCGCUGGGCAGCCGCAACGGCCUCUCGGCUAAGGCCGUGCUGCACCGUGGAGGCCUGAACCUGACGGCCGUGACCGUGACCACCGAGAACGGCCACACCAUCGCCUUUCUGGGCACCUCGGAUGGCCGGGUCCUCAAGGUGUACUUCGCCCCAGACGGCAGCUCCACGGAGUACGGUGCCGUCCUCGUGGAGAUCAACAAGAGAAUCAAGAGAGACCUGGUGCUGGCCGCAGACCGGGCCAGCCUAUACGCCAUGACCCAGGACAAGGUGUUCCGGCUUCUCGUGCAGGAGUGUGCAAGCUUCUCCAGCUGCAGUCACUGCCACGGCUCACAGGACCCCUACUGUGGCUGGUGUGUCGUUGAGGGCCGCUGCACCAGGAAGGCGGAGUGCCCCCGGGCUGACGAGAGCGGCCACUGGCUGUGGAGCCGCAACGAGUCCUGCGUGGCCGUCACUGGGGCCCACCCGCAGAACAUGAGCCGCCAGACCCAGGGGGAGGUGCAGCUGACUGUCAGCCCCCUCCCGGCCCUGAGCGACGACGACACGCUGCUGUGCCUCUUUGGAGGAUCGCCGCCUCACCCCGCACGCCUGCAGGAGGGCACCGUGGUCUGCAACUCGCCAAGCAGGAGCAGUCUUCCCCGCACACCGCCCGGCCAGGAUCACGUGGCCGUGACCAUCAAGCUCCUCUUCAAACGAGGCAAUGUUUUCCUGACCUCCCACCGGUACCCCUUCUACGACUGCCAGGAAGCCAUGAGUCUGAAGGAGAACCUGCCGUGCAUCUCCUGCACCAGCAAUCGCUGGACCUGCCAGUGGGCGCUGCGCGAGCACGCGUGUCAGCAGGCCUCACCCAGCCCUGAGGACGGCGUCGUCGGCGCCCACAUGGAGGACGACUGCCCCCAGUUCCUGAACCCCAGCCCGCUGGUCAUCCCCGUGAACCACGAGACGGACGUGACCUUCCAGGGCAAGAACCUGGACACAGUGCAGGGCUCUCCACUGCUUGUGGGCAGUGACCUGCUCAAGUUUGAGGCGUCAGUCAGCACCCAGGAGCCAGGAACCUUCUCUUUUCGGACCCCAAAGCUGAUGCACGACGCCGACGAGACGCUGCCCCUGCACCUGUACGUCAAGUCCUCCGGCAAGAAUGUUGACAGCCGGCUCCAAGUGACUCUCUACAACUGCUCCUUCGGCCGCAGCGACUGCAGCCUGUGCCUGGCCGCUGAGCCCGCCUACCACUGCGUGUGGUGCAGCGGGCAGAGCCGCUGUGUGUACGAGGCGCUGUGCGGCAAUGCCACCUCCGAGUGCCCGCCGCCCGUCGUCACCAGGAUCCAGCCUGAGACCGGCCCAUUGGGCGGAGGCAUCCGCGUCACCAUCCUUGGGUCAAACCUGGGGGUCAGAGCGGACGAUGUGAAGAGGGUCACCGUGGCUGGCCAGAACUGUGCCUUUGAGCCAGAACGGUACUCUGUGUCCACCCGGAUUGUGUGCACCAUGGAGGCUGCAGAGGUGCCCUUCACGGGCGGCGUGGAGGUGGACGUCAAUGGGAAGCUCGGCCGUUCGCCUCCUGGCGUCCUCUUCACCUACCAGCAGCCCCAGCCCCGCAGUGUGGAGCCCAGGCAGGGGCCGCAGGCGGGCGGCACCACGCUGACCAUCAACGGCACCCACCUGGACACGGGCUCUGAGGAAGACGUGAGGGUGACCCUCAAUGACGUCCCUUGUAACGUGACACAGUUUGGGGCACAGCUUCAAUGUGUCACUGGCCCCCAGUCGGUUCCGGGAGAGCUGGCCCUGAAGAUUUACUACGGGGGCUCCGAAGUGCCCAGCCCUGGCAUCACCUUCACCUACCGUGAGAAUCCAGUACUGCGGGCCUUUGAGCCACUGCGGAGCUUUGUCAGUGGUGGCCGGAGCAUCAACGUCACAGGACAGGGCUUCAGCCUGAUCCAGAGGUUCGCCAUGGUGGUCAUAGCCGAGCCCUUGCAGUCCUGGAGACGGCGGCGGGAGACCGGACCACUGCAGCCCCUGACGGUCGUGGGCACGGAGUACGUGUUCUACAAUGACUCCAAGGUCGUGUUCCUGUCCCCGGCUGUCCCCGAUGAGCCCGAGGCCUACAACCUCACCGCACUCAUCCGGAUGGAUGGACACCAAGCCCUGCUCAGGACGGAGGCUGGUGCCUUUGAGUACGUUGCUGACCCCACCUUCGAGAACUUCACCGGGGGUGUCAAGAAGCAGGUCAACAAGCUCAUUCACGCGCGGGGCACCAAUCUGAACAAGGCCAUGACCAUUCAUGAGGCCGAAGCUUUCGUGGGUGCUGAGCGCUGCAUCAUGAAGACGCUGACGGAGACGGAUCUGUACUGCGAGCCCCCGGAGGUGCAGCCACCUCCCAAGCGGAGGCAGAAGCGAGACACGGCCCACAACCUGCCGGAAUUCAUCGUGAAGUUCGGCUCGCGGGAGUGGGUGCUGGGCCGAGUGGAGUAUGACACGCGUGCGAGCGACGUGCCUCUCAGCCUCAUCCUGCCGCUGGUCAUCGGGCCCAUGGUGGCUGUCAUCGCCGUGUCUGUCUACUGCUACUGGAGGAAGAGCCAGCAAGCGGAGCGCGAGUACGAGAAGAUCAAGUCCCAGCUGGAGGGCCUGGAGGAGAGUGUGCGCGACCGCUGCAAAAAAGAGUUCACGGACCUGAUGAUUGAGAUGGAAGACCAGACCAACGACGUGCACGAGGCAGGCAUCCCCGUGUUGGACUAUAAGACCUACACCGACCGCGUCUUCUUCCUGCCCUCCAAGGACGGCGACAAGGACGUGAUGAUCACGGGCAAGCUAGACAUCCCCGAGUCUCGGCGGCCGGUGGUGGAGCAGGCGCUCUACCAGUUCUCCAACCUACUCAACAGCAAGUGCUUCCUGAUCAAUGUCUACUUUGCGUCGCUGCUGACCGUGGCGCUGCACGGGAAGCUGGAGUACUACACGGACAUCAUGCGGACGCUCUUCCUGGAGCUCAUGGAGCAGUACGUGGUGGCCAAGAACCCCAAGCUGAUGCUGCGCAGGUCUGAGACAGUGGUGGAGAGAAUGCUGUCUAAUUGGAUGUCUAUCUGCCUGUACCAGUAUCUCAAGGACAGUGCAGGGGAGCCGCUGUACAAGCUCUUCAAGGCCAUCAAGCAUCAGGUGGAGAAGGGGCCAGUGGACGCCGUGCAGAAGAAAGCCAAGUACACCCUCAACGACACGGGGCUGCUGGGGGAUGAUGUGGAGUACACACCCCUGAUGGUGAGCGUGAUCGUCCAGGAUGAAGGGGUCGAUGCGGUGCCGGUCAAGGUCCUCAACUGUGACACCAUCUCCCAGGUCAAGGAGAAGAUCAUCGACCAGGUGUACCGCACGCAGCCUUGCUCCCGCUGGCCCAAGGCUGACAGUGUGGUCCUUGAGUGGCGUCCUGGAUCCACAGCCCAGAUCCUGUCAGACCUGGACCUGACCUCUCAGCGGGAGGGCCGGUGGAGGCGUGUCAACACACUGAUGCACUACAACGUCCGGGAUGGAGCCACUCUCAUCCUGUCCAAGGUGGGGGUCUCCCAGCAGCCUGAGGACAGUCAGCAGGACCUGCCUGGGGAGCGCCACGCCCUCCUGGAGGAGGAGAACCGCGUGUGGCACCUGGUGAGGCCCGCGGAUGAGGUGGAUGAGGGCAAGUGCAAGCGCGGCAGCGUGAAGGAGAAGGAGCGCACCAAGGCCAUUACCGAGAUCUACCUGACCCGCCUGCUCUCCGUCAAGGGCACGCUGCAGCAGUUCGUGGACAACUUCUUCCAGAGCGUGUUGGCGCCCGGGAAUGCGGUGCCACCAGCGGUCAAGUACUUCUUCGACUUCCUGGACGAGCAGGCGGAAAAGCAUGACAUUAAGGAUGAGGACACCAUCCACAUCUGGAAGACCAACAGUUUACCGCUCCGCUUCUGGGUAAACAUCCUCAAGAACCCCCACUUCAUCUUCGACGUGCACGUCCACGAGGUGGUGGACGCCUCCCUGUCAGUCAUCGCACAGACCUUCAUGGACGCCUGCACACGCACAGAGCACAAGCUGAGCCGCGACUCUCCCAGCAACAAGCUCCUCUACGCCAAGGAGAUCUCCACCUACAAGAAGAUGGUGGAGGACUACUACAAGGGGAUCAGACAGAUGGUGCAGGUCAGCGACCAGGACAUGAACACACACCUGGCAGAGAUUUCCCGGGCGCACACAGACUCCCUGAACACCCUCGUGGCCUUGCACCAGCUCUACCAGUACACGCAGAAGUACUACGACGAGAUCAUCAACGCCCUGGAGGAGGACCCCGCCGCACAGAAGAUGCAGCUGGCCUUUCGGCUCCAGCAGAUCGCGGCUGCGCUUGAGAACAAGGUCACGGACCUCUGACCUCCAACCUCCAGUGUCAUGGUCUGGGACACAGAGGAGGAGCCCCGGGCUUCCGAGUGUGUGUGGCGGGGGAUUCCCCCUCAGAGUCUGUAGCCACGUUAGCAUCUUUCCCUGAGCAAUAGAGCCGGGGGCCGCCAACACCAGCUCCCUCCCGAAGAACCAGCAUCCGGUGUGUCUCCUGAGUGAUUCGAAAAACGUGCCUUACGCCUCGGUGCCACGCUGGGCCGCUGGGGGCAGUCAGGCCUCGGCCCCCUCCCCGAGCACCAGCAGCCGCCUCAGACACCUGGGUUCGGCCUCCCGUGGCGGGGCCUGAGUGCCUGCGGCCCCCCGGGACCCAGCGCCCGGACCGUGUGCGUCUGCCCCGCCUGGACAGAGGCAGAGAAGCGGUACGAUGCCUCGCUGACCUCGCGGGCCUGCCCUGCGGGGUGCCGGCACUCUGGGGACUCCGUGCUGCAGGCCCCACCUCAAAGGUCAAGCUGGACGUCAGACGUCGAGGCCCAGGCGGCCAGAAGGGACCCAGCAGACGGGUGGUCCUGGUCUCGGCCUGUCAGACAGGCCGACCUGGAGGCUCUGCCCAGGUCUGGGGGGCCAGGAGCGGGUCUGCUAGGACCACCCCAACCCUUUUUGUAAAUCUUGUGAAUUGUAAAUCGAAUACAGUUGUCUUUUUCAUUCUG